AAUACCUGUGAAGUCUUAAAAGAUAUAUUAACCAAUAUUAUUUUGCAAAGGUUGAAUGUGUUUAUAUUAUUUUGGUUGCCAAAUUCAAUUGAUGUUUAAAUAGUGGAGACUACUUGAUAUGUUUUGACUUUAGUUCACAUUUAAGCCUUGAUAAUUACAGUUUCCUUUAAACAUUACAGUCUGGAAGAUAUUACUGUGGAUUAUAACAGUUGACUGUAUUUAUUAUUUUCAUUAUUGUUGUUAACUCUCAGGUAAUAUUGUAUGUAUAUGGUGCUCUGAAUUACAUAAAUUGCAACUUAUGUUUUGAAACUUUAUAGUAUUCGCUUAUCCUUUUUACAUAGAAGGAAGAUAGCUCUAUACUCAGAGAGGCCUGACUAUUUCUGUGGCCUUUGCAAGAUGCUCUAAUAUACACAUUUCUUUUUAUGUUUUGAACCUUUAUAGUGUUUGUUUAUCUCUUCGACAUUGGAAACUGUAGUCUCCCAGGAAAUGUAGGAGAUUGCUAGGAUUAUUAGGAUCAAAGACCCACACUGUCUUUGUGUCCUAAGUUUCUCCAACUAGGGAAGUCCUACCGGUAUGAUGGUCACCCUACCCUUUGCAAUCCACCUGCCAUUGAACCGCAAUCUGACGGAGGCUCAAGGAUGAAUGGGAAAAGGGUGGGAGAGCAAGGAGCAACAGGACGAGGGAGGGAAUAUUAGGCUUAUGAAUAUUCCAGAGGCCACAUAUGUAGGGAUUGGGGAUUUGAAAGUCUGAUGAUGACAUAUUUUUAUAAUGACAUGCUCAUUGAGGCUGCUGAGUGGACGACACAAAGCCUGGGGAUCGUACCCUGCUAUUAAAAUUGGCUGGCCUUGUAUUUUUCCAGAUAUCAAGAUGAGCGAGAAUGUGGCCGAUUCCACAGACACACGGCACGAAGGCAGCCACCUAGAAGCAGGAAUUGAAAGGAAUGGCCUGGAUUUCAACAGACAGAUUAAAACAGAAGACCUCAGUGACUCUUUGCAAGCUGCCAUCCCCUCCAGGUCAAGUCAUCUCCCCCAAGGGCCAUCAAUGAUGCCAGGAGGGCAAAUUACAGGGGACAUGAGUUCUCUUCAUACUUUGCAGCAACUGGUGCAAGUCCCCGGCCAUGUACAGUCCGUCCCCUUUUUCCUGCUUUCGCAGAGCCAACAAGCCCUGCCAUCAAAUAUUCUCUCCUUCCCUCAGCAGCAGAGCGGUCUCCUCCUUCCCCAACAUGGACACAGCUUAACAUCUCAGACAGUGGGACGCCCCAGCCACCCUGGGUCUUCUUCACUGGAACCUCACAUGGAGGUCCCUCAACAUUUACAAGUUGCCAAGCACUUGCCCUCCUCCAUGGCCAACGAUGAAGCCAAUGACCUUGAGGAGCUCGAAAAGUUUGCCAAGACGUUCAAGCAAAGGCGAAUCAAACUUGGGUUUACUCAGGGCGAUGUGGGUCUUGCCAUGGGAAAGCUGUAUGGAAAUGACUUCAGCCAGACAACGAUUUCCCGCUUCGAGGCCCUGAACCUCAGCUUCAAAAACAUGUGCAAACUCAAGCCACUGCUGGAAAAGUGGCUCAGCGAUGCAGAAAAUUCCCCCUUGGAUUCUUCUGUCAGCAGCCCUGCCAACUACCCAGCCGUGAAUGAGAUGUUUGGGCGCAAGAGGAAAAAAAGGACCAGCAUCGAGACCAACAUCCGUUCCACUUUGGAGAAACGCUUCCAGGAUAACCCCAAACCCAGCUCAGAGGAGAUCUCCAUGAUUGCAGAACAGUUGUCCAUGGAAAAGGAGGUGGUCCGGGUUUGGUUCUGCAACCGGCGUCAGAAAGAGAAGCGCAUCAGCUGCCCAAUGCCUUCUCCCAUCAAAUCCCCCCUCUACAACUCCAGACUGGUUUCUACCUCAGGAUCUUUGGGUCCACUCUCUGUUGCACCUGUCCACAGCACUAUGCAUGGUACGGUUACAUCUUCAUGCUCUCCUGGCAGCUCCAGCCGGCCCCAGUCUCCAGGCACAGGGCUCCACUCCAACAGCCCCGGCAUGUCCCACAACAACUCCAAAGCAGCCAUCAAUUCAUCCAGCUUCAAUUCUUCUGGAUCAUGGUACCGAUGGAACCAGCCUACCUACCUCCAUUGAAGCUCCAUCUUCCAAAGAGCAAUGGCACCCACUUUUCUCUCCUCUGUAUACAAAGUGAGCCUUAACUUCUUCCUAUGGACCCACUUUGCUGGAGACAGUGGCUCAGGUGGAGGUUCAAGACGGCAGCACAAGUGCCUUCAACAAGCAACUGGUCUCAACUGGUGCAAGCUGGAUUGUCAAAGAGACUGAAACUGUGAUGGAUCCCAAGCUGUUGAGGGAUUUCAUGGCUGUAUGUUUUCUUGCCCACAGUCUUUAGGCAUUUCCUAAAAUGUUGUAAAUGAUACCCUGGCCAUAUUUAAUGGGUUGGGCCUGCUAUCUUCUUUCCCUUUUUAGCUCGUAACCUGUUGGCAGAUCAAAAUGCACCGGGCCAUCCAACGUCGCCUACUCAAACUCUUGGCUCUUUGGGUUGAUGCCCAGCAUCUGCUAGUGGGCUCUAUAUCAAAAGCUCAGUCAAUCCACUAUGGGUUUUAGUUCAGAUUUUAAAAAAUGUCCAAGGACUGAUCCUUACCUGCAUCAGGGACACCACUGACCACCACUGCUCAAUUCCUGUAGUUUCUGGAGAUCAAGAUAAACAUGAAGUUGAGCUCCAUCUAAAUGCUGUUGCCUCUAUUGAGUGAUCUCAAACCCAUGAAAGCAAUCAACCCAACUUCACAGCACACUAAUAUUUAUUUUUCUUACAUUUGGGGGGUGGGAUUUUUAAAUGGCUAUAACCUAUGGCCUAUGCAUUUGUUUUGGGUGUUCAGGACUUCUGAUCACUUUGGCCAUAUUGGACACAUACUAUUCCAUGCUGCAGCAGGAAUGGAAAUAAUAUUUAGACAUGUUCUCCUUGAUGAGAAAAUAUGCUUCAAUACCUAGGUAGAGCGAAUUGAAUAUAAUGUUCAGCCACCAUAGCAUGGGAGUUGUAGUUUUACAAGGCCAAAGCAGGUGAGUGUCUCACCCAACAACUACAUAGCAUUGAGUCAUGGCAGUUAAAGUGGCAUCAAUUUGCAUUGAUUCAACAGUGCCGAUACACCCAGAGUAGCUGAGCAUUGAUUUUUGUGCCCAGACUCAACAAUAUUUGCAAUAAAUGCAAAUAGUAAUGAUAAUAAUAAUAAUGACGAUGAUGGAAAAUGCAUAACUCUUUUAAUUGCAUCUCCUUGUUUUCUUGACUUUUUUGUUUUGUUUCUUGCAUACAUGAACAAAACAAACACUUUGCCUUUCUAACUCGGACUAGCCAAAUUAAGUGCCUUGUAGACAAUCCCCAGGAUCACUUGUACAAGCUCCGUUUUAGAGUUUCUGAAUAAGACCAAAGAAAAGCAGCUGCUUUUAGAGAACAAGAAAAAUCAAACCAAACUAUUCUCAAGGCUGUCAUGUUCUGUGUAAAUUCACAUUUUGGCAUUGCACACUUAACCAAGCUACCAAUAGUAGGUCAGACUUCCGGUCAGGUAGUAAUAAUUUAUUUCUCCAGAUAGAUAAUUAUGUGGCAGAUGGGAGAAAGAAGAAAUCAGAGACCAUGAAAUCCGUAGGGGAAAAAAAGGCAUGUUUUCCUUUCAGGUAUGACAAGGAGUUUGGGGAAAAGGUAGUUCACGUUGGCUUGGCGAUUCUAGGAGUUGUAGUCUGAAAAAUAACUCUUCCAGCCUCUUGUAAACCAGUGCCUAUGAUUCAAAACUAAGACCAUGCAUGGGAAAAAAGAUAGAUGAAUGUAAUGUAUAAUGCCUAGAUCCAUGGGAAGUCAUGCUAUGAAUCUAUUCUGCCUUGGUGAGACCACAGCUGGAAUCACACUAUGUCCAAUUCUGGACACCGCAAUUGAAGAAGAUGUUGACUCUAAGCUGGAAUGUGUCCAGAGGAGGGCGACUAAAAUAAUUAAAGGUCUGGAGAACAAGCCCUAUGAGGAGCGGCUUAAAGAGCUGGGCAUGUUUAGCCUGCAGAAGAGAAGGCUGAGAGGAGACAUGAUGAGGGCCAUGGAUCAAGAUGUGUGAGAAAGUCAUAGGGAGGAGUGAGCAAGCUUGUUUUUUGCUGCUGUGGAUGUGGGACAACGACUUCAAACUACAGGAAAGAAACAUUAGGAAGAACUUCCUGACUGUGAGAGCUGUUCAGCAAUGGAACUCUCUGCCCCGUGAUGUGGUGGAGGCUCCUUCUUUGGAGGCUUUUAAGCAGAGGCUGGAUGGCCAUCUGUCGGGAGUGCUUUGAAUGCAAUUUUCCUGCUUCUCAGAAGGGGGUUGGACUGGAUGGCCCAUGAGGUCUCUUCCAACUCUAUGUUCCUAUGAAAAAACAGUUCUCGAAGAAAAAAAUUAGCAGUCUUUCCCCUUUCAUUUUGAUGUUAGAAAACAUAUCAGAAAUCCAUUGCAGACAUGCUAUGUCUACCUUGGCUCUAAGGAAGAAUUUGUGCAGAAAACCUGAAAUGGACUGAUUUCUUGAAACAGAGGAAUCUCCUUCUUAGAACAAUUCCAAGGCAUAUUUCCUCCUUGGAGAUUUCCCCCUUUACUUCUUUGUAUUCACUUGUCUUUCAUAGAGAUUGUCGGAAUAUUAAAUUUGCACUCUUUGUUGGUAGCCUUUGAGUCAACCUGAUGACGGCACCUUCAUGUGGAUUCCAAAAUCAGCAAAACAUUAUGACAACACUUUAAAAACAUUGGCCGGAAUCUUAUACGGAAGUGACAUCUCCAUAAGUGGACUUACGUAUAUGGGAAUUGGACAGAUCCAUAAUGCAUGUAUCCGGUAGAAGGAUACUAUUACGUUACCGUUCUAUUAAUAUGUAGUUACUAAGUAGCGGAGCCAGCAAAAUGACUCUUACACAACAAGACUAAUAAAGAACAGGAUUAAUGCACAAUGGAAUAAUAGAUGCACAUUGGGCAUCCAUGCACCCAUAGCAUUUUUUCCAUGAUCCUAAUGUGCAUCUUUGCAAUUCCUAACAGAGUUUCUUUGUGCCUCUGCUGCUUAGCUAAUUAUUAUACGUGAAGUUGCCUUAACUAAAAGUGAUAUAGCAUUCUGGCGUUCUGUUAUUGUCUGCACUGGGUUUCCAGCAACCAAACAAAAGGCCAUGUGUCUCUCUGGGGUUGUGAUGUCUGUUAUUUGUUUUGGGGGGAGAUUUGCUGCAUCUGUACAUAGCUUCUCUUCCCUUGGCCCCCCGUUUCUUGUAAGCUUCACUGUUCUCCCCUUGGGAGAGCAGUUUGUAUAACUCAGGUGUGAAUUUUGAAGAUUUUAUGUGUGUCUUGUUUGGAUUUCAUUAAAAUCAAUUUAAAAUGCUA
Molecule: messenger RNA, 5336 nt
Organism: Anolis carolinensis (green anole)
Lineage: Eukaryota; Metazoa; Chordata; Lepidosauria; Squamata; Anolidae
Gene: pou2f3
Product: POU class 2 homeobox 3
Exons: 12
Coding region: 769-2112 (447 amino acids)
Biological process (GO): regulation of transcription by RNA polymerase II
Cellular component (GO): nucleus
Molecular function (GO): RNA polymerase II cis-regulatory region sequence-specific DNA binding; DNA-binding transcription factor activity, RNA polymerase II-specific
Source: RefSeq, a predicted model, not a curated record